Neodiprion virginianus is the source of this 2000-nucleotide messenger RNA. It is a transcript of the gene Nelf-A, whose product is annotated as negative elongation factor A. The record is from RefSeq and is a predicted model, not a curated record. Bases 30 to 1613 code for a protein of 527 amino acids. Lineage: Eukaryota; Metazoa; Arthropoda; Insecta; Hymenoptera; Diprionidae. Gene Ontology annotation, cellular component: NELF complex. Gene Ontology annotation, biological process: negative regulation of transcription elongation by RNA polymerase II. The transcript has 7 exons.
CAUACAGAAUUUAAUUACACAAUUUCAAUAUGGCAAACGUGCGAGAUAGUGAUACUUCGUUAUGGCUUCAUAAUAAGCUCGGCACGUCAAAUGAUAGCUGGACUGGCAGCUCAAUUUGUUCCCAAUUAAACGCCGAAGUUUUGCGAAACAUAAAAGAUUGCUUUCCGGAUUUGCAAACUCAAGUUAAGCUCAAACUACUCCUUUCUUUCUUUCACCUACAAAGACGCAAUGUCGAAGAAUGGCGUAUUGAGUUGGAAGAAAUCAUCGAAGUAGCAUCACUGGAUAAUGAGUUGUGGGUAUCGAUGCUGUCUGAAGCGAUGAAAACAUUUCCAUCAACAGGCUCAUUGAACACUGACAUAUCAGAUCUUGAUGAGCAUCGUCCAAUAUUUGGUGAACUAGUCAAUGACCUGAGGAAGUUGGUAAAAAAACAAUGUGAUGCAGCUAUGCUUCCGCUAGAAUGCCACUAUUUGAAUAAAACAGCAUUGACAUCAGUCGUUGGGCAGCAGCCAGCAUCUAUCAAGCAUUUCACACUCAAGAGGAAACCCAAGAGUGCUGCUCUGCGUGCGGAAUUGUUACAAAAGAGUGCAGAUGCAGCUAGUAAUAUGAAAAAAAGUGCAGCCCCAACUGUGCCAGUACGAAGUCGUGGAAUGCCCAGGAAAAUGACUGAUACAACGCCUUUGAAAGGAAUACCCAGCAGAGUUCCAACCAGUGGAUUUCGCUCACCUUCUCUGACAAGUCCAUCAAUGUCUAAUAGGACACCAAUCGGAAGUCGAAUUCGUAAAGAUGGUGGAAUAAAGCUUUUGGAUAUAAAUGAACAACCCCUAGGGUAUGCACAAGCUAAAAAACGUAAACGUAUGCUGGAGUUAGAGGAGCAACAAAAGAAGGCGGCCGAAGCUCAGGCAGCUGCUGCUGCAACUGCUGCCACGGUAGUACCUACCUCACCGGAAACACCUGCCACUCCGGAGUAUGCGCAGGGAUUGGCACCUUUAAAUCCUCCUGCAACCCCUGUUGCACCUACGCAACCAUACGCUACACCUAUUAGUACACCGACAACUGGUGUGGCAACUAUUGCAGCGCAAACAAUUCCUACGCCUAUAGCACCUGCAACAGCAAGUUCGACAUUGCCAGUAGUCAAUCCAACAACUUCAACUAUUCUUGAAAGUUCACCUGUCAAUAUACAAAUUGUCAGACCAACUCAAACUAUAACACAAAUUCGAAUACAAACGACGGCACCACCGGCUACUGCAGCUGCUAAUACUAGAAAAGGAUUGUCUCUCACGAGGGAACAAAUGCUCGAAGCCCAAGAUAUGUUUCGAACAGCAAAUAAGGUUACCCGACCAGAGAAAGCAGUUAUUCUUGGUUUUAUGGCCGGUUCUAGAGAUAAUCCUUGCCCAAAGCUGGGUAACAUAGUUACAGUUAUGCUGUCGGAAAAUAUAGAAGAAGUUACCCAAGCUGAUGGAAGCACCGUUUCCAUGCUUGUUGAAACGCAUUUUCAAAUGAAUUAUACAAAUGGCGAAUGGAAACGAAUAAAAAAGAAUCGACGCAUUGUCACCGAAGAACCAGCUGCAGCAGGAGCUCUUGGACCAAAUGCAACUGCGACUGUUCCUAACUAGGUUUCAGUCAGUCAUUGUCACACUUUAAUAUUUCGAUGUUCAUAGUUGCUGGAUAUUCAAAGCCGAAUAUUUUCUGGGGUCUGAUUGAUGCCAUAUGCAGUCGACGGGUCGUGACGGAAGCGUGCAAACAAAGGGAUAAUUUGAUAUGUGAUUUACCUUGACUUCAGCUAGAUGCAGGAUCAGCAGUCAGCGGCAGUGGCGGAUGAUUUUUGUGCAGCGGCAAGGAAUCGAAGAUAAGUCGUUAUUACAUGGAAUUGUUUAUUAACUUAUGAUUACACUCUGAAAAUAUGAAAGGUUAUUUUGGAAGAUUGACACUUUGAAUUCGAUACUUUUGGUUACUUCAAGAAUAAAGAUAAUGAUAUAAAUUGAGUUACAAAUUAGAUUUUU